Messenger RNA from Hymenoscyphus albidus, 1638 nucleotides. The record is from the annotation of a GenBank genome assembly. Lineage: Eukaryota; Fungi; Ascomycota; Leotiomycetes; Helotiales; Helotiaceae.
AUGGACAGUGACGGUCAAUUGGUCAAACGACCAGGCUCUCCCAUUGUCCCGGCUUCUCCAGGAAGAGCAUAUCAACCAGGUCAACCACGUAUCAACUACUCUCCAGAACGCCCCCAAAUUGAAGCAGCGAGUGAGGAAGCGGCCCCCAGAGCUGGUCUUCGUCGUAGAGCCAGUCAUCAGAAUCCACUACGCACCUCAGGAGAAUUCGAUACACGUCCUAGUUCAUCCCGUCCAAUAAGGCCACGCGGAGACGACGGCUACCAUAGUAGCCAGGAAGACGAAAGAGCUCCCCGUUCUCGUCACGAUGACUACCAUCACCAUCCCGAUUCAAGAGAACGCUCUCGUCCUCCUCGCAGCUAUAGAAAUGGAGAAUGGGAUCGGGCACCAACUUCCGCUUCUAAACCAUAUUUCGAGGAGUCUCGUCAUGAUUACUCCGAUAGAGACUUGGAGAGAGGAGAGCCAGAUUACUCCCCUUCCCCAAGGAGGAGGAGAGCGAGCACGGUUGAAAGCAUCGAUGGGUACAACUACUACGCCCACCGGAAGGGAAAGGUCGAUUUUAAAUCUCUCUCCAAAGCAGAACAAAAGGAGAUUCUCAGACUUCCAUGGACUGAGUGGAUGAACUCGGAUUUCAAGAAUCGUUUGUCUCUCCUUCCCCUAAAGUGCGACGCGAUAUAUACUCACAGAACAUUCCAGAUUUCGUAGCAACCCUAGGAGAAUUCGUCGGUACGACCAUGUUCCUCUUCUUCGCCUUCGCCGGCACCCAAGUAGCCAACAUCCAAUCCGCAGCAUCCUCCACUACCACCUCCGGAGGCGCAACUGGCUUCAACAUCUCCGUCUACCUCUACAUCAGCGUUAUCUUCGGCUUCUCUUUGAUGGUCAACGUCUGGAUCUUCUUCCGUAUCUCAGGUGGACUAUUCAACCCCGCCGUCACACUAGCAAUGGUCCUCGUCGGGGCCGUCCCACCCAUCCGCGCCAUCUUCCUCUUCAACGCCCAAAUUGUCGGUGCGAUUGCGGCGUCAGGAAUGGUCAUCGGUAUGUUCCCUACGAGUUUCAAUGUCAGGACGACGCUUUCGGGCGGUUCUAGUUUGGUACAGGGGGUGUUUAUUGAGGCGAUUCUUACGGCGGAACUCGUGUUUACGAUCUUCAUGUUGGCGAAGGAGAAGCAUAAAGCUACGUUCAUUGCGCCGGUUGGUAUUGGGCUUGCGCUUUUCAUUGCCGAGAUGGUGGGGGUGUAUUAUACGGGGGGAUCGCUGAAUCCGGCAAGGAGUGUGGGGCCGUGUAUUGUGACUUGGACUUGGGAUAAGGAGCAUUGGAUUUAUUGUGAGUUUUCCUUCUUCCCCAUCCCUUUCAUUUCCCUAACCCUCACCCAUAUAUCUCUCACUCCUCCGCGUUGAUAUUCUGAAACCAACGACAUAAUACUCAUAUUUCCAAACAGGGGUAGGACCCUUCAUCGGCUCCCUCAUCGCCGUUAUCUUCUACCGCUUCAUCAAGAUGCUCGAGUACGAGAUGGCGAACCCAGGUCAAGACGGCGACGACGUCAACGACCCGACCAAGAACCCGGAGAAGCGACAGGAGAUCCAGCGUCGACGGGAGCAGAAACAAAUGGAACGAAUUAGUCGGAGGAAUACCAGGGAUUAA